Molecule: messenger RNA, 1167 nt
Organism: Aspergillus alliaceus
Lineage: Eukaryota; Fungi; Ascomycota; Eurotiomycetes; Eurotiales; Aspergillaceae
Exons: 5
Coding region: 1-1167 (388 amino acids)
Molecular function (GO): flavin adenine dinucleotide binding
Source: RefSeq, a predicted model, not a curated record
AUGGUACUCAAGUACGCAAUCCUUGCUUUGACUACCCUCCCGGGAGGAUUGGGUGAUGGUAUCAGGCAACUCGGAUCGCAGCAGGACGAUGCUGCAUCGAAUGCUUGCAACAGGCUGAAGGACGCAUACCCCGAGUACUACACGUUCAGUGCCUGGCUUGGCCUGGCCUGUGUCUUUGAGCCCUCGAAUAGCACCCAGAUGAGCGAGGCUGUACAGAUACUCAAAGAGGCCAAGUCUCCUUUCGCUAUCAGGGGCGGUGGACAUAUGCCAAUCGCUAAUGCAGCAAAUAUCAAUUCGUCCGGUGUUAGCUUUGGUCUUUCUCAGCUAAGUCUCUCUGAGGACCAUCCCACAGUCAAUCCGUCGGUGGCCGACUUGGUCAUGUCGGCGUUCCUGGGUAUAUCAUUGGUGGCGGUGUUUCCUACCUCAGCAACGAGCGGCUGUGAUCCCGAUGGCGGAGUAUACACGGCUCUAGGAAAGGCACGUUACAGCGCGAUCCUCUUUUAUAAUGGCGAAAACACGAGUCCGGGCGCGUUGAAGAGCUUCCUUGGCGCUGAUUUGAAUGCCGCCAUCAAGACCUUCUUCAGCCGCUCUAUGAGUAAGUGGUGCAAGGAGCUUGAUCCAGCGCUGUCGCUGCUUAAGGGCCGCAAGCAGCGCUUCUAUGUGCUGAACAUACACGCUUUCAACAGACAGGCAAUCUCGCUCAUUCAUGACACCUUUACGAGGCGGGUUACCGAGAAAUUUAUUACCACCUCUACUGUCAACGGUGGAGACCCACAGAGCCUGGAUAUCAACGGUACCCCAUACCUCUGGGUGGAGGAGAGCAUCACCUCCGCUGAGAUCGUCAGCGAUAAAGACGUCGGUGCAUUCUAUAAAAUAGUCAAUGGUCAAAUUGUCGAUAACCACCAGGCCGCCGGGAUCGAAAUGGCCAGAUUUAUUUAUUUGAAUGAUGCUAAUCCUUCUCAAGAUGCAUUCGGCACUUUUCCCCCGGAGAACCUUGCGCGACUCAAGAGCAUCAGAACGAAAUAUGACCCCGACAGGGUAUUUACCGAUCUCAUGCCGGGAGGAUUCAAAGUUGUGAGACCCAGUGAAACGCGCCCAGGAGAGCCUUGUGUAAAUCAAAUAUCAAUAAUCUGUGCUGAGAAAGGAAUCUUGUUGGCGUUAGUUUGA